CUCCACUUCUCCACACACAGACACUGCUCUUUUCUUCGUAAAAGGCCACUAAUUCCCUCUCUCUCCCUGUCUCCCGAAGACAAGAAUGAUGACCAGCAGCUUGCAGAGUUGGCCCGAGCCGAUCGUCCGGGUCCAAGCCUUAUCGGAGAGUGGCAUCGCACGGAUCCCAGAGCGCUACGUGAAGCCGCCCUCCGAGCGGCCCUCGCCGGUUCCUAACUUCACCCCUCGAGAUCAUGACCACACCCAUGACAGCAUAAAUAUACCCGUUAUCGACCUCGCCGGCAUAAUGUCAAGCGGCGACGGGUCCACCCUCCUCCUCGAACGCAUCUCUUACGUGUGCCGGGAGUGGGGGUUCUUCCAGGUGGUGAACCACGGGGUGAGCGUUGAGCUGAUGGGGGCGGCGAGGGAGGUGUGGAGGGAGUUCUUCGGGCUGCCGGUGGAGGUGAAGCAGGAGUACGCGAACAACCCGAGCACGUACGAAGGGUACGGGAGUCGGAUUGGGGUGGAGAGGGGGGCCACGCUCGAUUGGUGCGACUAUUUUUUUCUUCACUACUUGCCUCGCUCGGUUAGGAACCCCAGCAAAUGGCCUGCACUCCCACUCUCGUGCAGAGAGCUGAUAUCAGAAUAUGGGAAGGAAGUGACGGAGCUGUGCAAAAGGUUGUUGAGCCUACUAUCGAGAAGCUUGGGAUUGGAAGGAGACCACUUGGAGAGAGCAUUUGAAGGAGGGGAGGAGCUUGGGGCAUGCCUGAGGGCCAACUUCUACCCAAAGUGCCCUCAGCCUGACCUCGCUCUCGGCCUCUCUGCCCAUUCCGACCCGGGCUCCAUGACCAUUCUCCUCCCCGACCCACACGUGGCGGGUCUUCAGGUGCGACAAGGAGAACACUGGGUCACGGUCAAGCCCAUCCCUAAUGCUUUCAUCGUCAACCUGGGUGACCAGAUGCAGGUGGUGACAAAUGCAAUUUACAGGAGCGUGGAGCAUAGGGUGAUUGUGAAUUCGGCGAAAGAGCGAGUCUCGCUGGCAUUCUUUUACAACCCUAAGAUCGACCUACUGAUUCAACCCGCCAAGGAGCUCGUCACCGAGGACCGGCCUGCCCUCUACUCUCCGAUGACUUAUGAGGAGUACAGAACUUACAUCAGAACAAAAGGUCCUCGUGGCAAGUCGCAACUCGAAUCUCUAAUACGAUUACCCACCAAAAAAUUGACACAAUAAACUUCUGUGGCUCAAUCAAUGGAAACCUUAGAGGAGCACUUCUGCCAUCUCGCAGCCAUCAGUGUAUGUGAAGUUCAGCAUUGCCGCUACUGUUGAUUUUAAGUCCUGAAUGUCAAGUUAUGUGCAUAUGUUUUAGCAGUGUGUAACGGGUUCUUCAUAAGAUGGAUGAUGUUAGAGAAAACUGUCUUGAAUAGGCUACUUCUGUUAUAAUCAAUCAGUUAUUUCAGGUUCUCGUGACUCGUGAGGAAUGUAGAACUCGACAUCCUCAGUUAUGUAUGCAGUAUGUUCUCCGUAGUUUUACACUAUGGUUGGCAGUAUAAAGAUAUACGCAUGUAUACGGUAAUAGAAUAUGUUUUAAAGUCUUUUGUAACAAUUUAAACUUAUAGAACGAGCAGUAUAUAUAUUUCACGCAA
Molecule: messenger RNA, 1623 nt
Organism: Syzygium oleosum
Lineage: Eukaryota; Viridiplantae; Streptophyta; Magnoliopsida; Myrtales; Myrtaceae
Product: jasmonate-induced oxygenase 4-like
Exons: 3
Coding region: 86-1210 (374 amino acids)
Source: RefSeq, a predicted model, not a curated record